ACAGUUACCUUCUGUCCGUCUGUCUGUGUGAAUGUGUGUGUGCGUGUUUCGUCCUGGAAAAUUCGAUUACGCGUAGAACAGAUCCAAGGCCCAAGGAUAAUCACCAAAUUUGCACAGCACUGCCGUCGGCCAAACGCCAAAGGAUAAAAUAAAAAGGGAUUAUCAAAUAAAUGCAUUCGAAGCCACUUAACAAAUAAAGACUUACAACUAUUUUUGUUAUUGUUGCAACGGGGUUUCUAGUGCAAAAUGUUUCAAAUGUGCCAGUUACCUCAAAACCAGUUCUAAAACAAUCUGCAAAUCACACUUAAGCAUCGGUUUUGCCAUAAGGACUGCAGAUCCAUUAAAAUGCAGAGCUCAAAAUCUUUUUUAAUACGCGAUCUUCUGGGCGAUUUGAUUAAUCGACGACAAACAGAUUCGGAACUGGAGCUCUCCAACGACGAUUCGGAUAUAGACAUCGAGGAUCGAUCUACGCCGGACUCGACGGCUGCGGGCUGCCAGCAGGAACUCCUGCUGUCGCACCAUCACCGCAGAUUCACCCACCACGACGAAUCCAGUGUGGAGUCCUGCCUAUCGGCCACAAGAGGCCCCGGCUCUGGCACAGGAUCGGGUGGUGGCGGAGGAGGAGGAGUAGCCGGCGGACUGAGUGCCGCUGCAGCGGCGGCGGGCGUGGCUGCUGGACUCCUGGCAGCGGCGGCCAGUGGUGCCAAUGGGGAUCGGGAUGCCAACGGCAAUGGCAGUGGCCCGGGAUCCGGCGGCGGAACGAGUGGCGGCUAUGCGGAGCACAAGCUGCAGCUGAGCAAAAGUGGCCGGAAGCCGCGACGCCGCCGAACCGCCUUCACCCACGCCCAGCUCGCCUACUUGGAGCGGAAGUUCCGGUGCCAGAAGUACCUGAGCGUGGCCGAUCGCAGCGAUGUGGCCGAAACGCUCAAUCUGUCCGAGACGCAGGUGAAAACCUGGUACCAGAAUCGCCGAACCAAGUGGAAGCGACAGAAUCAACUGCGUCUGGAGCAGCUGCGUCAUCAGGCGACCAUGGAGAAGGACUUUGUGGUCCAGGAUGGCGGCGGUGCGGGCGGACUCGGCUGCUGUCCCAGCGGACUGAGCAGUUCUUUUAGUGCCGCCGCCGCCGCUGCAGCGGCUGCCAGCAAUCCGUGCAAUUUUCUCACUUCCGCCGCAGCGGCGGCCAUUUUCCGUAACGUCGGCUACGUCCACGGAUGUCCCAUGUAGGAGCCACGCCCCUAACUCCCCCACCAUCCCACUUUCCCCAGCUGCCUGUGUAUAUAAUGCGUAUGGAAGAAAACAGUUUUUGUGCAAUAACCGAUCGGGAUAAAUUAAUGAAAGUCAAGCGAUGUGCUGAUAUUUACCAAGCAUACCCGAUAUUAUUAUUAUAAUACGUACUUAACAAUAUAAUCAUAAACAUAAGCAUAG
Molecule: messenger RNA, 1425 nt
Organism: Drosophila mauritiana
Lineage: Eukaryota; Metazoa; Arthropoda; Insecta; Diptera; Drosophilidae
Product: homeobox protein B-H1
Exons: 3
Coding region: 346-1224 (292 amino acids)
Biological process (GO): animal organ development; regulation of transcription by RNA polymerase II
Cellular component (GO): nucleus
Molecular function (GO): DNA-binding transcription factor activity, RNA polymerase II-specific; RNA polymerase II cis-regulatory region sequence-specific DNA binding
Source: RefSeq, a predicted model, not a curated record